Molecule: messenger RNA, 1449 nt
Organism: Contarinia nasturtii (swede midge)
Lineage: Eukaryota; Metazoa; Arthropoda; Insecta; Diptera; Cecidomyiidae
Exons: 7
Coding region: 84-1169 (361 amino acids)
Molecular function (GO): lipase activity
Source: RefSeq, a predicted model, not a curated record
CGUACGUCGUACACCUAAUAAGUCGUAAUUUAUUUGUGUAAACUUUUUAUAUCUGGUUCUUUUCGCAAUUUAGUUCAAUUAAAAUGAAAAUGGUUAUUCUUUUUAACAGUUUUUUUCUUGCAUUACUUUUGAACGAAUGCACAGCGAUGCUUGGUAGUAAAUGGCUAAAGCGAGGAAAGUCAUCAUCGGACGAAUUUGAUAUUGAUAAUUUGCUGUACACUGGUGACCCAAUUACAUUCGCAUGUGUGACCUCUGAAAAUCAAUGCAAGUUUGAUUUGAUAAAAUCCAAUAAUGAUUCUGCAUUGCCGACUUUAUAUGACGCUUUAAAUAAUGGACGGGAUUUAUCAUUGUUUAUCCAUGGCAUUGGAAAUCGUGUUACUAAAGAUGGUCUCUACUUUUGGCACGCCAAAGAAUGGUUCUUAAAAUCUGGCAAAAACAUUUGCAUAAUUACGUAUGCUUAUUUAAAUAGUUGUAAAUCAAUGUUCAACGUUGUCCAAAGUUUGAAUAAAAUGGUAAAGACAAAACGAUUAGAGUUUGUGGCAAAGCAAGUACGUGAUUUGGUCUUAAAUGUUCGAGAAAAGUGUUUGAAUGACACUCACUCGAGUGUUAGUUGUUUAAAGCACAUGUCACAGGUUGAAAUUAGUGGAUAUAGCUUUGGCGGGCAUAUCGCAAGUCGAACCUGUGAUUAUCUCUUCCAAAAGACGAACGAGAAAGUUAAAAUGCUAUUGGCAUUAGAUCCAUCUGGUAAUUCAUUUCUCUUGAACAAAGUGGAAUAUCCAAAGAGUGAUAAUGCGGAUUUCGUCCAAAUCGUUCAUACGUCAGGAGUUGGAAUAGAGCGUCAAGUUGGCGACGUAGAUAUAUAUUUGAAAUUCAAGUCAAAGACACUAUUGGGACUGGACAAACAUGAGUUGGGCUUAUAUAUGCAUUUUGGAACUUCUGCCAAACGUUUUCACCUGAUUGGCGAAGAAAAUGGCAAUGGAACGGUUGUCGUGAAUACCGGAGAACCACUUCGUCAAUUGAAGCCCUCUGAGUGCCUGAUUGGUGUAUACGGAACAUUGAGUGAGCAUCAAAAAGGGAAGAGAUUUGAACUGGUGCUCGUUCAAGAGAAAGAAAUCAAACUUUUCUUUGACACUCUUGAUGUAUAUGGCAACCUAGAACGAUUUGAUUAGCAAAUUAAAAGAGAAUUUAUUAUAUGUAUGUCAAUAUUUCGAUAUUGUCUAGUUCGUUGGAAGAUUUUUAUUUAUACAGAUUAUUUUGCUGUUCAUCAUUGAAUAUUAAUAUUAAUACAAUUUAUAAAAAUAUUGACGUCAGCAGAAUAUUAAUAAAAUUCAUAUUCUCUUUUCAUAUCAAACAAGUGAAAAAUAACACUCCAUGGCGUAAAUAUCGAGAAAUAAAAGAAAUUAUAAUUUAUUUACGAACUUAAUAAACAGAUCUGUAAUUAUGUCUAAA